AUGGACGAAAAAAUUGAAAAACUGCGAACAAAGAUUGAAGCAGAGCAAAAGGCUGCGAAAGCGCAACUCGUUGCUCAGAAACUCGCUGUUGAAAAGAAGAAGCCAGACGAUGAUUCUGAUCGAGAAGAUGUGAAGAAACGCCGAGCUAAAAGUCGAAGUCGAUCACGUUCGAAGUCGCGAUCUAGAAGUCCUAGACGGAAACCGUAUUCGCCUGUUCGACGAAGACGUGAUUCCCCUGAGAAGAACGGACGGAAUAAAGCUCGUGGAGGAAAAGGUGGACGAGACGAUAGACGGGACAGAGAAAGGCGAGAUGAUAGACGAGACGAUAAACGGAGACGGAGUAGGAGUCGUAGUAAAAGCCGGGAUCGCUAUUUAGACCGAGAACGAAUUAAGGUAUGGUGU
Cooperia oncophora is the source of this 402-nucleotide messenger RNA. The record is from the annotation of a GenBank genome assembly. NCBI's taxonomy places the organism in Eukaryota, Metazoa, Nematoda, Chromadorea, Rhabditida, Trichostrongylidae.